Molecule: messenger RNA, 12597 nt
Organism: Micromonas pusilla CCMP1545
Lineage: Eukaryota; Viridiplantae; Chlorophyta; Mamiellophyceae; Mamiellales; Mamiellaceae
Exons: 6
Coding region: 1-12597 (4198 amino acids)
Biological process (GO): retrograde vesicle-mediated transport, Golgi to endoplasmic reticulum
Cellular component (GO): Dsl1/NZR complex
Molecular function (GO): SNARE binding; zinc ion binding
Source: RefSeq, a predicted model, not a curated record
AUGGGGAGCCAGGACGCGCUCCUCUACGAGGUGUACCUCCACGCGGAGCACGAGGAGGCGGCGGGAGGCGGCGUUCGCGAUCGGCGACGCGUCGUCCCGGGAACGCGCGACGAAAGCGCCGGCGACGACGAGCCCAAAGACGCUUCAACGCCGACGCUCGCUGGACGCGCGGCCGAGCUGACGUGGAAAGCCGCGGGCGCGGUCUACCGCGGCGCGAGUUUCACCGCACGCGCCGCGCUGCGCGCGUCGCUCUCGUCGGCAUCGCGCGCGACGUCCUCCCGCGCGCUCGACGCCCGCCGCCGGCCGAUACUCGCCGCAUCGAAACGCGGCGCGGAGGUGGCCGUCGUCGCCGGGUCCACGACGCGCACGUUCAGGGACGAGGACGACUUCGAGCGGCUGCUCGGCGCGUUCGAGGCGCCAGGCGAGCUCGACGGCGACCGCGGCGCGUCGACGUCGGCGACGCACGCGACGUGGGCCGCCGACGGCUCCGCGCUCGCGGUCGCGACGCGCGGCGGCGACGUCCACGUCGUCACGCGCGUCGGGCGGCUCGCGCACACGCAGCGCGGCCGGAGUCGACCUCGGGGCGCGCGCGGGGAGGUGGCGGGCGUCGCGCUCGCCGCCGUCGCCGGCGGCGGGGGAUGGACGCUCGUCGUCGUCGCCGGCGCGAACCCGCGACGCGCGACGGGCGACGCGGGGAGGGCGCACAGGCGUCGAUGCGCGGGGCCGUUCCACGCGCAGCGCGUGCGCGACGUCGACGUGGACGGCGGCGUGGAGGUGUCGGACGAGAAUGUCGGAGAAUGUCGGACCCUACUGUCGGAGAAGAAGGGCGUCGAGAAGCGGCGGUCGAGCGCGCUCCCCGGCGCGUCGUUUUCUUCGCCGCUCGGGAUGGAAUGGCACGAGCGACGACGUCUGCUGAUCGUCGCGGGACGCGGCGACCAGGGGGGUGGCGUUGGCGUGGGGGUGUGGAGGUACGGCGGCGGCGACGACGACGAGUUUCUCGUGCCGAUCGCGUUUACGGCGAGCCGCGGCGGCGGACCCGUCGGCGGCGGCGUCGGCGGCGGCGGCGGCGCGAGCGGUCUCGUGGGAUACCUCCUCGGCGUCCCCCCGCCGUCGUGCGCCGUCGCGUUUCGAUGCGACGACGACGACGACGACGCCGCCGACGUCGAAGACGCGCGCCGCGCGCACGUCGCGGUGGUCGACCCGGAAGGCGCGCUCCACGUGUGGCGCGCGGACGCCGCGCGUCUCGCGGGGGCGUCUUCCGCCGCCGCCGCGGCGAUGACGUUGGAACCCGUCGCGCUCGCGGCGUCGGCGGCGGACUCGGGGUGCUGCUCGAUCGCGUGGUGGUCCCGCGACGCGCUCGCGAUCGCGCGCGUCGACGGCGACGUCACGGUGUCGACGAUACCGGAGAUGCGGAACGCGUUGGGGUCGAAAGCGGAGACGUUCGAGGGCGCCCCGAGUCUCGCGGCGUGCGCGCGCGGCGGCGGCGGCGGCGAGCGGGUCGUCGUCCUCGAGACCCCGCCGCCCGAGGCGUCGUCGUCGUCGUCGUCGUCGACGACGACGACGACGACCUCGACGACGCGCUGGCGCCUCGCGACGAUCAACGCGCGGACGCCGCAGGAGAUGCUUCAGGCGCACCUCGACGCGGAGGAGUGGGGCGUCGCGGCGUCGCUCGCGGCGGCGCGCGGGCUCGACGCGGACGACGUGCACAAAGCGCGGUGGCUCGCGUCCACGCCCGGUCGCGAGUCGAUACACGACGCGUUGAGUAAAGUGUCGGAUAAAGCGUGGGCGACCGCGCAGUGCGUCGUCGCGGUCGCGGAGAGUUACGAGCAGCAGCGCGUCGUCAUCGUGCACGGUCUGCGAGAGACGGAGAAGCACGCCGCCGGAAAACGGCGAAGCGGCGUCAGAGACGAGAAAGAAGACGACGCGGAGUCGGACGGGAAAAAAGCGCCGCCGCCACCGCCGACGACGUGGUCGUGGUGGCAUCGCGUGCGUCUGGUUCUCCUCGCGCAGCUCGAUCGCUUAGACACGCUUCACGCGAUCCACCUCGGGAACCACUCCCCGGUCGCGUGGAAAGCCUUCCGCGACGUGUCGGUAACGGACGCCGCGCGAGCGUUCGCGUCCAGAGGCGACGCGCGGUGCGCGGAGCUCAUCAUGCGUCGGCACCCGCGCGCGGCCGCGCGCGGCUUGUUGGACGUCCUCGACGCGCUCCCCGAGACGACGCCGCCGCGCGAGUACGAAGCGCUGCUGCCGUGGUCGUCGCCGUGGGCCGACGCCGCGCCGCCGCCGCCCGCGCGCGGGACGCGCGCGGCCGCGGACGAGACCUCGGAGACGACGGCGGCGAAGGACGCGUUGCUCGCGGAGGAAGAACGCGAACGCGACGACGGCGGCGACGCGACGUCGACUUUGACAUUGAGAGCGCUCGCCGAGCGCGCGGGGGUCUCCGACGCCGCGAUGGCGGUCGCCGGCGCGUACCCCUCCGCGGCGUGGCUCUUGGACGCCACGGAAGCGAUGGCCGCGAUGCGCAGACCGUGGUCGCCCGCGUGCGCGAGCGUCCCGGGGGGUGUCGCGGCGUGGGCGACGACGCGCGCGGCGGCGAUGGACGUGAGCGCGGGCGCGUUGGCGAACGCCGCGGCGCUUUUAUCGCUCGCCGCCGACGCCGCCGCCGCCGCCGCCGACGACGACGAUGGCGCGGGGGACUCCGAGAGCGAUUUGGAGCGGAGCGCGCGUCGCGCGAGCGAGAUCGCGGCCGCGGUGUACGCCGCGACGCCGCCCGCGCCGUCGGAGUGCGCGGACGCGUACGCGAAUGCGUCGGAGAACGCGGACGACGACGGCGACGGCGGCGGACGCGCGGCGGGGAACGCGUCGGACGACGACGGCGGCGGCGGCGCUCGACGAAACACCGCGCGGCGCGCGUCGUUGUGGUCCGCGUCGUUCGCGGCGUACGCCCGCGCGUCCACGAGCGCGCGGCUCGCGACGGUGCUCGCGGACGUCUCCGGCGAGAGCGACGCGGAGACGACGCGCGCGGCGCUCGAGGCUGCGGUCAGAGGCGGGGUCUUAUCCGACGACGGCGACGGCGACGGCGACGCCGGCGCCGCGUUGCGAGACUGGCUCGUCUCCGUCGUUCGUCGCGGCGACGUGCGCGCGUUCCACCGCGCGAUCGAGUGGUUGCGCGACGACGCGGACGACUCCUCCGCGGCCGCGGCCGCCGCGCGCGACGCGCUGGGCGGCGACGAGGGACUCGCGGACGCCGCCGCGGCCUCCGCCGCGGCGUGCCGCCGCGGCGACGCCGAGACGGCGGCGGCGCUCGCGGCGGCGUUGAGCGCGCUCCCUCCGUCCGCGGCUGAGACGCCCGCCGCGCGGACCGCGCUCUCUCGCGCGCUCGCGAUGCGCGUGUUCGCGUCCCGGGGGAUGCCGACGACGUUCGCCGCGCUCGCCGCCGCCGCCGCCGAGCGCGACGCCGCGAUGGACCUCGUGAAGCGGUUCGUCGCGCGCGCGACGCGGGAGGGGACGUCGGCGAUGCGCGCGAAGAAAUCGGCGGGCGGUCCCGCGUCGUUUCGAGCGUUCGCGGACGACCGCGGGCACGCGUGGUCCAGAGCGCUGUGGCGCGACCUCGCGUCGCUCGCGGGACCGGACGGCGUCUUCGGCGAGCACUUUAGCAGGGAAGACGCCGCCGCGGAGUUGCUGUGCGCGCUGUUACGGAUCGGCGGCGGCGCGGAGCGGUCGCCGCUCGCGCGAAGAAUUUUGUCGAAGGUCUUCUCCGACGGCGACGGCGACGACGACGGCGACGACGCCGCCGCCGGCGCUUCCGCGUCCGCCGCGUCGUCCGACGCUCGAGAGGGUAGUCACGCCACUCACAACACUAACACUACCACUAACGUCGCCGCCGCGCGUGCUGACGUGAGCGUCAGGGACGCCGUCGGCGCGGUCGCGGGCCAAGCCGCCGGGGAGCUCGUCUCCGUCGCCGGCGGCGUCGCGACGGCGUUCGCCGGUCGCGUCGGUCAAGCCGUCGGCGGCGUCGUUCGCGGCCGCGGCGCUGCUGGCGGUCCGACGCCAUCGAACAUCGCGCGCGCCGUGGGUGGGAUCGUCGGCGGGUUAGGGCAAGCCGCGGUCGAGCUCGGCGCCGCGGGCGUCGGCGUCGCGACCGGCCACCUCGGCGGCGGCGGCGCGGGCGGCGACGCGCCGCCCGCGAUUGCCUCCAAACGCGCGUCGCGGAUCGUCGUCGACGCCGCGCGAGAGGCGCUGUUCGCCGCGUCCGACGCGAGCGACGAGGCGGCGUUGUCGCAAGCGGACGCGGUGCUGCGAUGUGCGCCGACGUCGACGACGACGACCAUUAGCGGCGAAGCCGACGACGACGCGGCCGCAGACGCGAUGACUGAGCUCGACGACGCGCGCGCGUCGCUUCGUCUCGUUCGCGCGCUUCCGUCGUUCGGCGUGUCGAUCGCGCCGCUCGAACUGACGAAGAUCCGCGAUCCGAUGGAGAUCGUGCGCGCGUGCUUGAGAGGCGGCGGCGACGCGAAGGCGAAGGCGAAGGCGGCGGCGCCCGCGUACGCGAGGGUGGACGAGCUGUGCUGGAUCGCGGAGGCGGCGACGCGAGCUGGGGAAGGCGCCGAAGGGCGAGAGCGCCGGAGCCGGAAACAGACGACGCGGCUUUUGGCGACGCGCGCGUGCGCGCGCGCGGCGAUGGACGCGGGCGACGUCGCCGCCGCGGCGAACGCCACGGUCGCUCUCGUGACCGCGAACUACGCGGACGCGUGGGACGUCGCGCACGACGUCGCGGUCGCGAUGCUCGGCGGUUCGAACGACGACGACGACGACGACGACGCGGACGACGACGCACGACGGCUCCUCUCCUUCGCGCUGACGCACUGCCCUCCCGACCGCGUCGCGGGCAUCUUAUCGCUGUGGCAAUCGCUCGAGUCCGACCGCCUCGUCGCCGCCGCGGGGGUGCCUGGGACGCCUCGGACGCGCGCGGGGCGAAGACGCGAGCUCGACGACCGCGAGUCCGCCGCGUGGACGCGCGUCGCCGGGCCCGAAGUCGCCAUCGCGCGACGCGACGAGAAGACGCGCGCGUUCGUCCGCGGGCCGCUCGUCGCGCUUCACGACGCGGUCGCCACCUGGCGCGCUGGCGACGCCGCGAAGGCGUCCGUCGCGCUGGCGUACGGACUUGGACUGCGCGGCGUCGCGGCGACGGACGACGCGACGACGCCGAUCGUAUUUGACGCCGGCGCCGCCGCCGCCGUCGCGAACGCGGCGGUCGGCGGCGGGACGCGGCGUUCGUCUCCUUCUUCUCCCGCGGACGUCGCCGCGAUCAACGCGGAGACGCACGCGGCCGCCGAGGCCGCGGGGUCGAACGCGCCGGCGUGGGCGCACGUCGCGCUGGGGAUGCUCGUCAACCUGCGGCAGUCGCGGUCGGUGUCGGCGGUCGUCGACGCGUGGACCCGCGGCGGCGGCGGCGGCGGCGGUGGCGGCGGCGCGGAUGGAGAGGACAAAGUAAACGGGAGAGACGGGAUCGGGGAGACGGACGCGCUGCGGCUCGGCGCGCGCGCGCACGCGCUUCGCCGCGCGCGUCGCGACGGCGACGACCGCGACGCGUUACGACGCGACGCGCUCGACCUCGCGGCGGCCUUCGCCGAGAACGACGAGCUCGACGACGACGACGAGGAGAAGAGAGCGACGCGCGUCGGAUUCGCGCGGUGCGCGGCGGGUUUGAAAACGCGCGCGGACGCGGCGUGGCUCCACGCGCACGUCCCGAAAGAUAUCGACGUCGCGGCGUUCGUCGCGGACGACGCGGCGUCGGGGAACGGGUAUCGCGCGCGCGCGAUCGUCGCGUUCGCGAGAGCGCGCGGGGAUUUGGUAGAGACCGCGUUGGCGUUUUCGUCGAGAUACGGCGGGGACGGGGACGCCGUCGCCGUCGCCGUCGCCGUCGCCGUCGCCGUCGCCGUCGCCGUCGCCGCGGCGGCGGGGACGCUCUCCGACGCGACCGGCGGCGUCGUUCGCGGUGACGAGGAUUCGAAGGCGCGGGAUGCCAUCGUGGGCGCGUUCGGGAAGAACCCGGAGCGCGCGAUCGAGGGUCUGAAAACGCACGCGUGGGAGGCGUUACCGUCGUCGGGGGCCGCGUUCGGCGGAUAUUUCGAUUUCUUGAGCGCCGCGCUCGCCGCCGCGGGCGACAAGGACGCCGCCGCGACGGCGGCGGCGGCGGCGGCGGCGGCGCGCGCGCUUCACGGCGCGACUUCAAACUUUCCCCUCGGGUCGUUCUUCGACGAGAGCGCGCGCGUUCCGGCCGGAACGACCGCGUCGGUGGCCACGACCGCGGUCGCGACCGCGAUCGCGACGGAAGCCGUUCGCGACGGGCGACUUCGGUUCCCCGGUCAAGCCGUGAACGACCUCGCGCGCGCGGUGACGCUCCUCCCUCCGAGCCACUCCGCGCUCGGGAUGACCUCGCACAGAGUCUACCUCGCCGCCGCGGUCGCGACGCUGGAGUGCGAGUCCUCUACCCCGGAGCAGCGGUGGGCCGCGGUGGGCGAGGCGCUGCCGUCGCUCGCGCCCGCGGAUCUCUUCGCGGUCGUCGCCUUCGCCGCGUUGGACGGUUCGCAUCCUCUCGCGAGGGAUGGAUGCGAACCGCCGCGACCCGAGUCGUCGUCGUCGUUCAACGCGUCCGCCGCGGUCGAGCUCAAGAUCGCCGCGAUCACCGCGGGGGUGAAGCUUCUCGAGAGCGUCGGCGGCGAGCGCGCGGGGGCGCUGAAGACGUCGCUCGCGCGGUUUUCGCUCGCCGCCGCCGCCGCGGACGCGACGCCGUCGACGACCGACGUCGCCGCGCUCGACCGCGCCGCGCGUUCGCCGUCGACGCCGUACGACCCUUCGCUGCGUGAUAUCGCGUGUGCGUGGGUCGCGAGCGGCGGCGUUUCGCUGCGGUACGUCGCCGCGUUCGCGGAUCUCGCUAGCGAGAUUGAAGGGCACGGCGGCGGCGGCGUGGACGUCGCGAGCGUCGUCGCCGCCGCGUUGGACCGCGCGCUUCGCGCGCUGUCUUCCACGGAAACGGUCGCGGAUGAAACUGCCGCAGCGGAUACGUUACGAAAUAUAUUCCUCGGCACCCUACGAGACGCCCCCGCGCGUCACGGCGAGGUCAAGGCGACGAGGCUGUCGCGCGAGGGGUACGCGAAGGCGCUCGCAUCGAUUCGCGGCGCCGCGUUCGAGACGCUUGAAAGAUUCGCCGGCGGCGACGCGUCGCGGUACGCGCGCGACGUCGCGCUCGAUUUGUUGGGCGAAGUGAGCGCGUUCGAGAGCGAGAAGGCGCUCGCCGCGAAGAAAGCCGCCGCGGCGAAGGCGAAGGCGAAGGCGAAAGCGGACGCGGACGCGGACGCGAAGAAGAAGAAGGCGGAGACGGAGGCGAAGGCGAAGGCGGAAGCCGAGGCGGCGGCGGCGGCGGCGGAGGAGGAGGAGACGAAGCGGAAAGCCGAAGCGGCCGAGGCCGAGGCGAAGCGAAAAGCCGAGGCCGAAGCCGCCGCGAAAGCGAAAGCGAAAGCCGAGGCCGAAGCCGCCGCGAAAGCCGCGAAGGCGAAAGCGAAAGCGGACGCUAAGAAGAAGGCCGAGGCUGAAGCGGCGGCGGCGGCGGAAGCGAAGCGAAAAGCUGAGGCUGAAGCGAAACGAAAAGCUGAGGCUGAAGCGAAACGAAAAGCUGAGGCUGAAGCGAAACGUAAAGCCGCCGAGGAGGCGAAGCGUGAAGCCGCCGAGGAGGCGAAGCGUGAAGCCGCCGAGGAGGCGAAGCGUAAAGCCGCCGAGGAGGCGAAGCGUGAAGCCGCCGCGGAAGAAGCCGCAGCGAAAGCCGAGGCUGAAGCCGCCGCGAAAGCGAAAGCGAAGGCUGACGCCGACGCUUGGAAGAAGGCUGAGGCUGAAGCGGCGGCGGCGGCCGAGGCCGAGGCGAAGCGGAAAGCUGACGAGGAAGCCGCGGCGAAAGCGAAAGCGGCAGCCGAGGCCGAAGCUGCCGCGAAAGCCGCGAAAGCUGCGGCUGAGGCGGAAGCGAAAGCCGCGAAGGAAGCGGCGGAUGCUAAAGCGGCGGCUGAGGCGGAAGCGAAAGCUGCGAAUGCAAAGGCAGAGGCGGAGGCUGCCGACGCGGCCGCGAAAGCAAAAGCCGAAGCCGAAGCGAAAGCGAAAGCGAAAGCCGAAGCCGAAGCGAAAGCGAAAGCGAAAGCCGAAGCCGAAGCCGAAGCCGAGGCGAAAGCAAAGGCUGACGCGGAAGCGACAGAAGAGAAGAGAGCCGCGGAGGAGGCGCGCGCCGCCGCCGCCGCCGCCGCCGCCGCGGAGGCGGAGGCGGAGAGGAAAAAAGCCGACGCGGAGAAAGCGGCGGCGAAGGCGAAGGCUGAAGCGGACGCGAAGGCGAAGGCGGCGGAGGAGGAGGAGAAAGCGAAGGCAGAGGCAGCCGCGCUGGAAGCGAAAGCCAAAGCGGAAGCGGACGCCAGGGCGAAUGAAGAAGCGAAGGCGAAAGCGAAAGCGAAAGCGGAGGCGGAGGCGGAGGCCGCCGCCGCCGCCGCCGCGAAGGCGAAAGCAAAGGCCGAAGCGGAAGCUAAGGCGAAAGCGGAAGCGGAGGCGCGCGCGGCGGAAGAGAAAGAGAAAGAGAAAGAGAAAGCCGCCGCGGAGGCCAAGGCGGCCGCGGAGAGAGCGAAGCGCGAGGAAGAAGAGAAGCGCGCGAAGGCGGACGCGGAGCGAAAAGCCGCCGAGGCCGCCGCGGACGCGAAAGCCGCCGAAGACGCCGCCGCCGAAGACGCCGCCGCCGCCGCGGAAGCCGCCGCCGAACCGGAACCCGAACCCGAAGAGGAAGAAGAAGAAGAAGACGACGGCGCCGUCUGGGACACGAGCGAUAGCGCGUUCCGCGUCCUCGCGAUGCGCACGAGCGCCGCGUUGUCGUCCCUGCGUCUUCCCGCCGAGACCGACGCGGUCGUCGACGAGGCGUCCGUGUCCACGCUCGCCGCGGCGACGAGACGCUUCGCCGCGCUGUUGAAGGCGUCCGACGUGGAAGAAGAUCCCGGCGCCCUGAAUGCGCUCGCGGGCGUGUUGACGCUGUGGGAGUCCUCCGCGCCGUGGGCGAAACGCGACGACGUCGACGAGGGCGAGGGCGAGGGCGAGGGCGCGUCGUCGUCGUCGUCGUCGUCGCCGCCGCUGCGCGAAUGCUGGGUCGACGCGUUGCGCGCCGCCGCCGUCGGAGGGGUGGCGUCGCGGCGCGCGUUGCUCGAUCUUCUCGCGCGGCGCGCGGCCGGCGAGGCGAGCGUCGUCGUCGCGGCAGAGGAGCCAGACAAGGAAGAAGAAGGUGGCGACGACGACGACGAGGAUUGGGGCGACGGGUGGGGCGAUGUCGACGUCGACGCCCCGGAGGUCGCGGCGGUGGCGCCCGUGCCCGCGGCGGCUGGGAAAAGGAACGCCGCUUGUCUCGUCUCCGAGACGGACGCGCGCGACCUCGUCGCCGCGGUGACGUCUUCCGGGGACGUAAUAACCGCCGCUAAGGUUGCGUUACUUCUUCCCUACGAUUCCGUUCGAUCCGACGCGAUCGCCGCCGCCGCCGCCGUCGUCGCCGAGGAUCCGUCCGCGUGCGACCUCGCGCUCUCGACGUCGCUGUUGCGCGCGGAUUUCUUUUCGUCGUCGAAAGCGAAACCUUUCGGCGGCGGCGGCGAUCGCGGCGGCGCGUCCAGCGACGCCGCCGCGCGCGUGCUGCACCGCGCGGCGGUGCGGGCGUUGGAGUCCGCCCCGCACGCGCGCUUAACGACGCUCCCCUACCUGAUCGGCUCGCUCGCGGCGCGCGGCGACCACGACGUCGCGGCGGCGGCGGCGACGCGCGUCGCGCGCGAUCCGGAGACGAGAGAGUACUACGCGCGGAAGCUUCAGGAAGCGAGAGAGAACGACGCGGACUUCGCGGACUACGAGAGCACGGUCCCGGACACGUCGCGGACGUCGCGGACGCACGACGACGUCUUCGACGACGACGACGACGCGAACGACGCGCCCCGCGAAUCCCCGCCCGCGCCGCCGCCGCCGCCGCCGCCGCGGUACUCCUCCCGAGCCCGCAACCUCGCGCCGGCGCCGCGCGCGGACGAAGCCCCCGCGGGCCCGUUCUCGAGCAGCGCGCUCAACGCCGGGCGAUGGGGCGUCGCCGGGCGCGCGUCCGUCGCGACGGCGCGUCGAAGCGUCGCCAGGUCGUCGCAGUCGCGCGACUCCCGCGACUCCCGCGGGUUCGGGUUCGGCACCGCCGUCGCCGCGGACGACGACGACGACGACGACGACGCCUCCGCGUCGAGGCUCUCGCUGGCGGGCAUCGUCCGCGCGGGCGCGCGGCGGCAGCGCGAGCGCGAGCGCGCGGAACGCGCCGGCGCGGACGUUGACGGCGCCGCGGGGCGAAACGAUCUCAUGCGCGAGACGACGGGAAGCGACGCCGCGUGGAUCGGCGACGGCGAGCUCGCGACGGCGUCGCAGCGCGGCGGGAUGUCCGCGGCGGCGGCGGCGAUGCGGGCGAUACGAGCCGCGCGCGCCGUCGGCGGCGGCGCGUUUUACGCUGCGCCGCCUCGGGAUUCGUUGGCUUCGAGCGUCUCCGGUUGGGGCGGGGGCACGCAUCGGAGUAUGAGCGUUCGCAGCGACGGCAGCGCGGAGUGGCACGAAGACGACGACGCGCGCGACGACGGCGACGCGCUGCCUUCGCACAUGCGCGGCGGGGAGAAGCGAGGCGGCGGCAGCGUUGGAUUAGGCGGCGGAUUGUCGCGGCAGACGUCCCAGCGGUCGCGCCGGUCGUCCAGCCGGAAGAGCGGGUUUGCGCUCACGACGACGAGCGGCGGGUCGGGUUCGUACACGACGUACUCCCCGGGGCGGUCGACAUUGCCGUCGACGCCGUCCACGCGCGUCGGGACCCCCGGGCGGAUCGACACCCCGGAGACGCCGAAAGAAGACGCGUUCGGGCGACUCGACGGACGCUCCACGGACCGGUCGCAGCGGUCCGUGCACUUGGCCACGGAAGCGCAGAGGAUGACCGACGUCGAGAUCACCAAACACUACGACCAUCUCGUUCGAAGCGCGAUGGCCGUGAACGGCGGCGUGCACCCGCACCGGUUACGGAAACCGGAGACGAAGUGGAACGGAGACCAGCUCCCGUUGUGCAAGCUCACCGCGCCGGGGGGUCGUAGCGACGCCGCCGCGGAGGGAGAAGACGACGACGAUCGAAGAAGCGCCGGUCUCGUGGACACGUGCUAUCUCUCGAGAAACUACACGGAAGGGAUGAAAGCUCCGACCGCGUUCGCGACGCCGCCGCCGACGAGCGUGCUGUGUAACCUGUGCAAAGACGUCGCGUGGGAGCCCGUCGUCGACCUCUCCGAUCGCGGCGCCAACGGCCGUGGCGUCGUCUGUCGAAACUGUCUGUGCGCCGCGAAGGGUAUCUCGGUCGGUCAACACGCGCCGGAUGACCCGCAGACGACGCGCGCGAUAGCCGGGCUUCGCGUGUUGUGCCGCCACGCGCUCAGGGCGUCGAAACACAGGAACGGCGGGCUGUUGUGGCGGCUCGACCGCGGCGGGUGCCCGGACCAAGGGCGGCUCGUGGACAGGAAAUCGACGGAGAAGGACUGCGCGUACGAGAUCACGAUCUGCGGCUUCCCGAACAACGCGAACCCCGCGGAGUGCUGCCCGGUGCGGAUUCGCAGACGCGAGGUUCAGGACCACAGGACGAAGUGCGAUCGAAGAGCCGUGUCCUGCGUCCACCCCGGGUGUCAUCGUAAGAUAAUGGCUCGGUAUUCGAAAAAUCACGCCAAGCUGUGCGACCAGCGACCGUUCGAAUGCCCGACGAAGAAGUGCACGUGGCGAGGGAAACGAAUCGACGCGGACGCGCACUUGGAGACGUGCCCGCACGAGCAGAUCGUCUGCGGGUUCAUAGACGACGCCGGCGCUUCGUAUUCCACACGCGACGGUUCGUAUCGCGUCGACUCGUGCGGCGUCGUCCUCCCGCGGCGGAAAAUGAAAGCGCACAAGGCGGUGUGCCAGUACCAACCGACGCAGUGCAAGUGGUGCCACCAACACUUCGCGCUGAGACGCGCGGGAGCACACGAGGCGAAGUGCAACGAUCGGUUCUUCUCCUGCGCGCGGUGUGGGAUGCGCGUGCACGUGACGCGACGCGACGCGCACGACGCGACGUCGUGUCCGGAGGUUGCGAUCGAGUGCGGGUACGCUCGGUACGGGUGCGCGCAUCGAACGACGCGCGCGGCGUUCAACGACCACGUCUCGAGGGCGGUGCCGGAGCAUCUGCGGUUGCUUUUGACGCACAUCGGGAUUCGUCGGGGUUCGUCGGUGAAGAAAACGCCCGCCGAGAAUGAUGCGUUAUCUACGACGCCUUCGAGCGGCGGCGGCGGCGGCGAAAGAGAGGACGCGGAUGGUCUCGAGGCGAUGAGAGAGCGCCACGUGUCCACGCGCGCGGAUUUACACGACAUGCGCGACUGGUCCGCGGUCGUCGCCGAUCAGUUGAGAAAAGACGUCGAGGACGUCAAAGAGAACGCCGCGGAGGUCGAGGACAGGGUCAUGGACGCGCUGAGGUGCGUUCUAUACACUGGUCCCCAUACGACCGCGUUCGCGUGGUGA